CUUUCCCUGCAGAUCGUCAUCGUGCAGUUCGGGGGGAAGCCGUUCAGCUGCUCGCCCCUCAACGCCGAGCAGUGGCUCUGGUGCCUCUUCGUGGGCGUCGGCGAGCUCGUGUGGGGACAGCUAAUCGCCACCAUCCCCACCAGCCACCUGAAAUGCCUGAAGGAGGCGGGGCACGGUCCCGGCAAGGACGAGAUCACAGACGAGGAGAUGGCGGAGGAUGAGGAGGAGAUAGACCAUGCCGAGCGGGAGCUGCGCCGAGGCCAGAUCCUCUGGUUCCGUGGCCUCAACCGCAUCCAGACCCAGAUGGAAGUAGUUAGCACCUUCAAGAGAAGCGGCUCCUUUCAGGGGGCCGUGCGGCGCCGCUCCUCGGUCCUCAGCCAGCUGCACGAAGUAACCAAUCUUUCUACCCCUACUCACGUAAUUCUCUCCGCUGGCAAUCCCACUUCUGCCACCAUCGGGAGUGAGUGA
This is a messenger RNA of Terrapene triunguis (Three-toed box turtle), 468 nucleotides long. Its product is annotated as plasma membrane calcium-transporting ATPase 3-like. The transcript is spliced from 3 exons. The record is from RefSeq and is a predicted model, not a curated record. NCBI's taxonomy places the organism in Eukaryota, Metazoa, Chordata, Testudines, Emydidae. The annotation marks the transcript as partial. Gene Ontology annotation, molecular function: P-type calcium transporter activity.